Messenger RNA from Dovyalis caffra, 297 nucleotides. Lineage: Eukaryota; Viridiplantae; Streptophyta; Magnoliopsida; Malpighiales; Salicaceae. The record is from the annotation of a GenBank genome assembly.
AUGUCUAUUGAAGCUCUGGCAAUGGCGGGGGUUGAUUACGCAGACUGUGGCAUCAACCUAGAAGUGUGGGAGCAGGAUAGCUCGGAACAGCCACCCCUACAUCUGGUAGGUGAACAGAAUUCAAGCUUGGAAAUUGAUAGAAGGAGACAAGAUAUGUUACUUGAAGAAAAAUUGUGGAAAGCAAAAAUACUGGAAUGGGCUAAAGCUAUUGCUGCAAUGCACAAGGAGAGGAUUGCAUAUAUGUCAUUGGAAAACACAUUAUCUUCUGGCCUACUUUUGGAUGGCAUUCAGGGGUGA